UGGCUUUCAGUCGACGCUGUGCCACCUAACAGAACGGACGCACUCAAUUUUUGACGGCGACAUUUGCGCCCAGCUUUUCCAGCAUCUCACGUCUGCGCGCUGUUAUUUAUUUUUUAUUUUGCGCCGCGAUGGUGGCCCGCCACAGGUCAUCAAAGAACAGCAGCAGAGGGCGUUGUACUACCGGUGUCACGACCACCAUACUUAUCCUCACCUGUGGAGUAAUGGUGACGGUGGCCAAUCCAGACGCUAAGCGACUCUACGACGACCUGCUCUCCAACUACAACAAAUUGGUGCGGCCAGUUGCCAACGUCAGCGACGCGCUGACCGUCAAGAUCAAACUGAAACUAUCGCAGCUGAUCGAUGUGAAUUUGAAAAAUCAAAUUAUGACGACAAAUCUAUGGGUGGAGCAGUAUUGGUACGACUACAAAUUGCAAUGGAAUCCAGCGGAUUACGGGGGCGUCGACAUGCUCAACAUCCCUUCGGAGAACAUUUGGCGUCCGGAUAUCGUCCUUUACAAUAAUGCCGAUGGCAAUUUUGAGGUGACGCUAUCGACCAAAGCGACCAUGUACCACAGCGGAUUGAUCGAGUGGAAGCCGCCGGCCAUUUACAAAUCGAGUUGCGAGAUCGAUGUCGAGUAUUUCCCGUUCGACGAACAGACGUGCGUCCUCAAAUUCGGAAGUUGGACAUACGAUGGAUUUCAGGUGGAUCUACGUCAUUUGGAAGAGAAAUUCGGAUCGACCGUCGUCGAGAUGGGCGUCGAUUUGAGUGAGUUCUACAUGUCCGUCGAAUGGGACAUUCUAGCCGUGCCGGCCACUAGGAACAUGAAAUUCUACACAUGUUGCGACGAGCCCUAUUUAGACAUCACGUUCAACAUCACCAUGCGCCGGAAGACUCUUUUCUACACCGUCAAUCUCAUCAUUCCUUGCAUUGGCAUCACAUUCCUCACUGUUCUCGUCUUCUAUUUGCCAUCCGAUUCCGGCGAAAAGGUGAGUUUAGCCAUAUCGAUCCUGCUGUCAUUGACUGUGUUCUUCCUGCUGCUGGCCGAGAUUAUUCCACCUACCAGUUUGGUCGUGCCACUCCUGGGCAAGUUUGUGCUCUUCACUAUGAUCCUUGACACGUUUAGUAUUUGCGUGACGGUCGUCGUGCUAAACGUGCAUUUUCGUUCGCCGCAAACGCACACCAUGUCACCGUGGGUCCGUCGAGUCUUUAUUCACAUCCUGCCCAGGCUCUUGAUCAUGCGGCGCCCUCUCUACGCUAAAUUCAGCUCCAAUCCGAGGAUGAAUUCGCUCAUUUAUCGUUCGUGUCACAAUGGCGUCAUCGAAUCGGGAGAUUACUGGAACCAGCAAGGUCUCGAACAUCAAAGUUGCACGCGUUCAUCCACCGAAUUGUUUGACUCGACAGCUGAUUUGAACACAUCGAGGUCUACCAAAGACGAAACAUUUUCCAGAGAUGCUACGAGUUCCAUGUUCAACGGGCCGUGUCAGCUUCACGGCAGCGCCGGAUUCAUUUCUGCGUGCGCUGUCGAUGCUGACGACGCUCUCCUCACGCCCACUGGCUCCUCAUCGCGCUACGUCAAUUCGAGCGUCGUCACCGGAAUCACUAGCACGUCUGCUAUGCACGCCGGAUUGAGACCCCGGUCCGGACCGCCCCCACUGUCCGAUCUACCACAGCCGUGCUCGGCCGACCGUUGUCUGAUGAGUCCAGGACUUACUUGUCCGGACGUUUACAUGGCACUGGAAGGCGUCCAGUUUUUGGCUGAACACACGCGUCGAGAGCAAUACACAAUCAGGGUCCGAGAGGACUGGAAGUAUGUGGCCAUGGUACUCGAUCGGCUUUUCUUGUGGAUUUUCACGACGGCCGUCCUGCUCGGUACGGCGGCCAUUAUCCUGCAGGCGCCCACUUUGUACGACGAUCGCAUUCCGAUCGAUAUCAGACUGUCGGAAAUUGCUGCCGGAGCGUUGGGUAAAGCUGCCGCCGCCGCCGCUACUCCGCCUACCAUUUAAUUCGCAUUUUUUCUCUCUCUUUUUCUCCCGAUCCCGACCACACCCUUGUAAAUAAAUUCAUUUUGGUCUGCUCUCUGUCUCAUACAUAACACAAAAUAAUGUCCGAGCCUGUUCUUCCUCUUACCGAAAAAUUUCAUUUCAAUCAUCACAGAGACCAACACCUCCCACCUAAUUACACCGUCCCUUCUUUGUUCUUUCAAUUUACACGAGGAUUAAUAACAAUGUACAUAUAGAAAAA
This is a messenger RNA of Daphnia magna, 2241 nucleotides long. RefSeq names its product acetylcholine receptor subunit alpha-like. The coding region runs from base 129 to 2003 and encodes 624 amino acids. Gene Ontology annotation, molecular function: acetylcholine-gated monoatomic cation-selective channel activity; transmembrane signaling receptor activity. The transcript is spliced from 11 exons. The record is from RefSeq and is a predicted model, not a curated record. Gene Ontology annotation, biological process: nervous system process; regulation of membrane potential; monoatomic ion transmembrane transport. Lineage: Eukaryota; Metazoa; Arthropoda; Branchiopoda; Diplostraca; Daphniidae. Gene Ontology annotation, cellular component: postsynaptic membrane; neuron projection; synapse.